Messenger RNA from Perca fluviatilis (European perch), 1059 nucleotides. RefSeq names its product DC-STAMP domain-containing protein 2-like. The record is from RefSeq and is a predicted model, not a curated record. NCBI's taxonomy places the organism in Eukaryota, Metazoa, Chordata, Actinopteri, Perciformes, Percidae. The coding region runs from base 568 to 1059 and encodes 163 amino acids. The transcript has 5 exons.
CGUUGGACAGACAUUAAGUUGUUUGCGCUCUAAACUGUAUCGACAUUUUUGGUGAUUUUGAGUUAAAAAUAAGUGUGAAACGUCUGUCUAAAUAAGCUCUACAACAUACCCAGAAACUGGGGGAAAUCGAAGUAUUGACACGGAGCUAUUGAAGGUAACAUCCGCGAAAACCGACGAAUGUCAAAUAUUAAACUAUCUUCACCCCGGUCAGUCCACAAACCAACGGGCUUGCUAGCGUUAGCUAAAAGUUAGCUUUCCAAAAAGUCUAAGAACAGAAGCUGGUAAAGAUUAAACUCACUGCUGUGGGGAGCCGAAGAUCUGCGGCGGUCAGAGAGAGCCAUCAUCAUCCAUCCAAAGUCUUCUAUCAACAAGCUUUCAGCAACCCUCCAGGAGACACGACGAGGCAAUGAACAGAGGCAGAAAUAGAAAGAAGAAAUGAAGGAUGAAAAGAGGAGAAGAUACCUCACAGUCCAGGAGAAAUGAAGGAUGAAAAGAGGAGAAGAUACCUCACAGUCCAGGAGAAAUGAAGGAUGAAAAGAGGAGAAGAUACCUCACAGUCCAGGAGAAAUGAAGGAUGAAAAGAGGAGAAGAUACCUCACAGUCCAGGUGGAGAAGGGCGGAGUUAGACGGGCUGUCAGAGGAGUCCUCAACAGGUCAGCGGGGCGCUCUGACCUCGGCGGCUGGAGGAAGUUCAGAGGUCACCUGUUGGAGGAGGGGCGGAGCCUGCUGCCGUUUGGUCUGGGGCUGCUGAUGGCGUCCGUGUACGGAGCCACGGCUCUCUUCCUGCAGAACCAGCCUCUGUGGCUGUGCGUCUACACCACGCUGACUCUGGCCGCGCUGGCCGCCUUCGGCAUGGGACUGUCGGCCGGCGUCCGCGCCAACGUCUCCGUGCUGAUGCCCACGCUCUGCUCAGCCUUCGCUAAGUUCCUCCUCUUCCUGUUUGUGUCGCUGCUGCUCACCGGUCCUCUCAGCAAAUCUUUAGGAAAACACGGAGGAAAGCCCAGUUGUAGUUUGCUUGGCAGCCAAUCAAACGCAAGAGCUGAUGCGUGCCUGACUUGA